Molecule: messenger RNA, 1559 nt
Organism: Rattus norvegicus (Norway rat)
Lineage: Eukaryota; Metazoa; Chordata; Mammalia; Rodentia; Muridae
Source: RefSeq, a predicted model, not a curated record
UAAGUUUAAAAGUAGUAACAUGAGACAAAAUUUCUGACAGUGCAUUUGAAAUCUAAGCACAGAGCAGCUUCAGUCCCCCUUUUUCCUAUUGUUUUGCUAAGGACACUGGUUUUGCUCUCUCUGCAGUUUACAUCUUCUCAGUCUUCCAAUGUUAAUUAUUGACAUUUAUUUUGCAACAGCACAAUAUGUUGCUUCUUUGCUUUACUCUCAGAGUUGGCUUUCAUUAAACAAUUUCCUCUUUUCGCUUUGGUCAAGAGGAGGGGCAGAAAGUCAUGAGGUUGAGUAUCACUGAGAGAAAAGUUAGUUUUGCCUUUCAUGUGGGAGCCUCUUUGUGGAUAUAGACCAGGAAAGGUCAACUCUGCUUCCAAUUGGGAGACCAAUACCUUCCAACAGAAUCACUUCGGUAUAGAGACACAGGAAAUCUCUCAAGGCCUCCAUUUUAACUUAAAACCUACUUUAUACAUCACUCCCAAAAUGAGUGAGGAGGAGAUCACUUACUCAACUGUGAGAUUUAAAAUAUCUUCAGAAGUACAGAACCAAGUGAGGCCUAAGGAGCCUCAAAGGACCAGAGAAGCUGUCCACAGAGAGAGUUCAGUCCCCUGGCAGAUCAUUGUGAUAGCUCUUGGAAUCCUCUGUUCCGUUCUGCUGGUAACUGUUGCAGUAUUGUUGACCUACAUUUUUCAGUAUACUCAUGCAAAGCAUGAACUGCCGGAGGAAACUCUAAGCCGCAUCAAUAACGGCAGCACCAUGCAAAGUGACAUCGACUUAAAGGAAGAAAUGCUAAGAAAUAUGUCUAUAAAUUGUAGUCAAGGCAAUGAUCUUCUGCAAUCUCUAAACAGAGAACCAAAAAGAUGGUACAGCAAAAUAUACACUGUUAAACCUUCCUCUCAGCACACAGGCAAAAAUGUUGAAAUAUACUGGUUCUGCUAUGGUAUAAAAUGUUAUUAUUUCAUCCUGGACCAAAAAACCUGGAUCCAAUGUAAACAAGCCUGCCAGAAGUUCAGAUUAUCCCUUCUGAAGAUAGAUGAUGACGAUGAACUGAAGUUCCUUCAGCUCCAGGUUCUUUCAGACAGUUACUGGAUUGGAUUGUCAUAUUAUAAAACAAAAAAGGAAUGGUCAUGGAUUGAUAAUGGCCAAUCUGAACUUUCCUUGAACCUAAAGAAAUACAAUGUAAAGGAUGGAGACUGUAUGUUCUUAUCUAAAAUAAGACUAGAAAAUGCUAAGUGCAUGAACCCCUACCCAUGUAUUUGUCAGAAGAGACUGGAUAAAUUCCCUGAUUGACUCUCCAACAAGAGAUAAAGGAUUUAGUCUGCUGUGCAAACAGCGAGAUGAGCUGGAAGAGUGUGGGAAUGUUCUCUGGAAUCUGAUGUGGCAGAGCAGAGGCUUCUUCCAUCCUGGUGAAGACAGGACACAUUUUCUCUGGUGCAUGGACAUGGUUUGCUUCAAAGUCUCCAGGACUCUGCUCUUUCUGAUUUCUUAAACUCUUAUACGAUUAAAUUAAAUCCCAAUAACCAACCUGAGUAUUUAUUUAUAAUUACAAUAAAUCCUGUUAAUUGAAA